Messenger RNA from Sturnus vulgaris (Common starling), 2034 nucleotides. NCBI's taxonomy places the organism in Eukaryota, Metazoa, Chordata, Aves, Passeriformes, Sturnidae. The record is from RefSeq and is a predicted model, not a curated record.
AUGGCGCAGGAUUGUUUCCAGACGGAUCUUGAAUAUCCCCACAUUAAAAAAAAAUCAUCCAUCCAGGGAAUGGUUUCUGCUCUAGAAGUCUUGAAAAUAUUGAGAGAAUGUGCAGAGCUUGAGUCAACAUGGAAAAUAAAUGAAUACGUGGCAGAAAUUCAGGGUAACUUCAAAGUUUUAACAGCUGAGAGAGACAAAAUUCUCAAUCUUUAUAAACAGGCACAGAAGGAGAUAUCCCAGCUUUGUCAGGAAGUUAUUAAAUGCCCCAGGACUCCUAAAAACACUGUGAUAGCUCAAGCUGUAUUAAGACACAUGGAGAUAGAAAGGGAUACAGCACUGUCAGAUUUCCAAAGGAUGCCUACAGAACAUGAUAGCCUCUGGGAGCAGUUACAGAUUUCCCAAGAAGCUAUGUUUAAUGAAAAGGCUCAUUUGGAAAAGAGAAUUGAAGAACUUGAAACUACUAUUCACAAUUUAGAUAAUGAACAGUUAGAACAGAUGUCCAAAGUGGCACUAAUGUAAGACCCCAUUGAUUCUCUGGAAACUGAGAUGAAGAGAUUGACAAGAAAAGAACUGGAUUCUGAAACUGAGCUGAGUUGACAGGAAGGUGAAUAUGCAUCUCUUAGUUUAUUGAAUGAAAAGACAGAACUGAGUCUUUCAGAGAUUCAGUGAAGCCUUGUGCAGAAAAGCUUUAAAUGCAACUUAGCUAAGAGAAAAUUAUAUAAAUUUUCAAGAUAAAGUCUUGUACAACAAGAGGAGAUCUGUACUUUGAAAGAAACAAUUGCACAACCUAAGUCAUCUUUGCAAGACUAUGUGGAAUAAGGAAGAGAGAGGAUUGCUACUUUUCAGGAAAUCCUAGGAAUUAAAAUAUGUUUUAAUAUUCAAAUAGUCACAGAAGACAAGAGAGAGAAAAUUAUUUCAGAUUUCAAGAUCCUGAUUUCAGAGUUGGAGCAUUCCAAAGGACAAGGACAAAAAUCUGCUGAAGUCUCCAUCUGUGAGAAGGGUAUCACCAGUUUGCAUCAACAGUUGCAAGAAACCAACAAAGAACAGAAUAACAAGAAUAGAGCUUCGUUAUCUCAGGAGAACGACAGAUUACAAGAGCAUCUUUCUAAUACUGAGCAAGAAAUUCGGGUACAGUAUAAAAAACUGGUAAAGUACCAAACUGAGCUUGAUGAUAUGAAGUUGAAAGCCCAGGAUUCAAACUGAGAUAUUUUCAGGCUGAAGCAUGUGCUGAAGUCUAAACAAGCUUUAUGUGUUAGGAUAGAGAACUGCAAGCUCUUGGAGAAUUAUCACAAAGCCCGUGAACAAGGAGGAAGUUGGGAAGCAAAAUGCCAUGAAGCAGAAACAGGCUUUUCCUGUUAGACUGGCAGAUUGGUGCAGUCUGACAGCCACAGUUGGAAAGGGAAAAUAGAGUCCCUUGAAACACAGAUGGAGCAACAUUUAACAACAGAAGCAACAUACAAGUCUCCUAUUUCUGCCUUAAGCAACUCUCUUGUGAAAAUGGGCCAAGAACCUCAAAACAUACAUUAGGAGAGAGUCUCUGUACUUGCAAAUGUCACAUCUACACCAGAACUUUGCAUUAAACUGGAUGCAAUCAAAGAAUGAUUAAAUUAACAUUUAAUUUCCACAGCAGAGAAGGUAGAAAGGUCUUUGUUUAUCUGCAGAUCAAGUGUGAGUCAAACCAUUCAGAAACAGCUGCUGAGAAAACAACUGGGAAAUGAAAAAGCAUCUAUGAAAAACCUGGUAUCUUUGCUUGUGUCCAGUUGUGACAAUGAAUUUCGGUCACAGAAAGCAAAGCAAGAGAAAGAGUCUGAAAUUCAGUUUCUCAAGGAACAGCUUGCUUUAGUAGAAAAUAGGCUUGCUGUGCAGAAUCAAGAUUUUACUCACCUCAGAAACAGAGCAGCUCAGUUAGAGUCAGAACUGGGUAUCACCAAAACACAGCUGGGGACUGAGUGCUUUGAUAGGCAAGCAUGUUUUUGUAUUGUGCUUCCUGCAGCUAAUUGGGGUGAAAUGCAGUGUAGUACUAAGGCUAAUUAG